Messenger RNA from Musa acuminata AAA Group (dessert banana), 1845 nucleotides. RefSeq names its product trihelix transcription factor ENAP2. Gene Ontology annotation, molecular function: transcription cis-regulatory region binding. Lineage: Eukaryota; Viridiplantae; Streptophyta; Magnoliopsida; Zingiberales; Musaceae. Gene Ontology annotation, cellular component: nucleus. Bases 494 to 1666 code for a protein of 390 amino acids. The record is from RefSeq and is a predicted model, not a curated record. The transcript has a single exon.
GACCUAUUAAUCGGAUCGAUGACGCGGUGGGUGGAAUGCGGUCCGGUUGGACGAUGGGUCCAGAAUCAGCUCUCCGUCUCGGCGAUCGGUCCCACUGCUCGCAACUGAAUGUGACGCGCCCAAAGCCGCGAUUCACACGUGCGAGGGCCCGUCCGGGAUGUACGCUGACGUCGUCUGUUCACCCCUAACGCAACCUCCGUCGAGCCCACCAACUGGUACCGUUAUAUUCCCUUGGGAUUUCAGGAAACGAUAUGAGAAAACGUUGCAUACGUGCAUCGUAUCGGACGCCCAAAACGCCCGUCAAUCAAAAGCGUGACGCCGGUCGGCGGACGAAUCCCUCUCCAAAAGAAAUCCCUCCUCUUCUCGGCCGGCCGCCGCCGCCUCUUCCGAUCCCUCCCUUUCUAUCCUCUCCCUCUCUCUCGCCCUCUUCCCGUCUCGUGCCGUCGCCAGCCUCCCUCGCUGCCGCGGCAAAGCCCAGAUCUUGGCGUCGACGAUGGAGGACGACGACGACGCCCUGUCCCCGUCGCGUUCGCAGUCCCAAUCCGCCUCCAGAUCCCCGUCGACAACGUCGUCGCCACCCCCUGUCUCCGUGGUGCCCCCCUCCUCAGACCCCUCGCCCCACGUACGCAACGGCCGCGUCGCGGAGCCCGUCACCGUCGCCGCGCCGCCGUACCAUGCCCUCGCCCUUGCCCUCUCCACACAGCAGCAGCGCCCCUCCCCCGCCGCCGUAGUAGGAGGAGGCGGCGGCGGCGGCGGGCGCGAGGACUGCUGGAGCGAGGGCGCCACCUCCACCCUGAUCGACGCGUGGGGGGAGCGCUUCCUGGAGCUCAGCCGUGGGAACCUCAAGCAAAACCACUGGCAGGAGGUCGCCGACGCCGUCACCAGCCGCGACGGCUACACCAAGACCCCCAAGACCGACGUGCAGUGCAAGAACCGCAUCGACACCCUCAAGAAGAAGUACAAGAUCGAGAAGUCCAAGAUCUCGGCCUCCGACAGCUCUACCACCUCCUCCUGGCCCUUCUUCCACCGCCUCGACCUCCUCCUCGGUCCCAGCCACAAGCCCACCGGCGCCCUGCCGCCCUCCAGCACCAAGAUACCCGCUGGCAUCCCCAUCCGGCCCCCGGCCCGCCUCACCCAGCUCAUCCCGCAGCGGCACCGGUCCAGCCACCCGGCCCUCAACAAGGCGAGGUCGUUGCCGCCAUCGGUGUCCUCCAAAUCAGCGGACUCGUCCGCGGACUCUUCCGACGGUUUCCCGCCGCCACCGCCGAAGGAAGCCAACGGCAAGAGGCAGCGCCAAGAGCCAGAGGAGGGAGAGGGGGAGGAGGAGGAGGAAGGGAGGACGGCGGGCCUGCGGGAGCUUACGCGGGCGAUACUGCGGUUCGGGGAGGUGUACGAGCGGGUGGAAAGCUCGAAGCUGCGGCAGGCAAUGGAGAUGGAGAAGCAGCGAAUGGAGUUCACGAGAGAGCUGGAGUUGCAGAGGCUGGAGUUUUUGAUGAAGACGCAGAUGGAGCUGUCGCAGCUGAAGAGCCACCACCACCACCAUGGUAGUAGUAGCAACAGUAGGAAGAAAAGGAUGGAUGUUGCAGGUGGCGGCAGCAACCACCACAAUCACCAUGAUACCAACAACAACAACAAUAGCAUCGACAACAGUGACAACAAUGGCUAGUGCAAGCUAAAGGAACCUCUUUGCUAGUCAGUAGUUAUCAGCAUCUCGUAGUCAUUCACCCCCAUCCAUAUCCUCCACCUCUCAAACAUCGAGUUGGAUGAUUGUAUUCUAAUCCUCCCUCAGCCUCAUUCUAUUUGAAUCUUAUGAAUUCUAAUCUAUGAAUGUGAUGUUUCUGACAA